AUGGCCGCGACUACGAUUGUGAACUUGCAAGUGACUGAAGCGGCCACCACAGACUCCCGUCUUACAUUCCUUCUCAAGGCUCUUCAAGAAUGUGCCCCUGUCUACAGGCUCGCAAAAGAAGCAAGGGCAAGGAUUGUCGCGUAUGUGAGCUCGGUCAAGUCCUUUGCGUCGGGUCCACGCAGUCGGCAGCAUGCACAGCGGCCAUUGACAACGAGGGACGCGCAAGGUGCGGGUGGAAUGCUGGACCAGGACUUUGGGGCCUCUUCGGACGAAGUGUUCCCCGCGCCUGGGCUUCCCACCGGGCCCGACGAUGUGGACUGGCCUGCUUAUGCUCAGCGAUCAAUGCACGGUGACGAAGGCAUGAUGGCGUUCGAUUCUCCUUCAAAUCUCAUGAGUGGGCUGGACGACGAAACGUCGAUGAUGUCCAUGGAGGACGGCGGGCCCAGCACGGACGGGAUUGAUAUAAUGAACAAUCUGCAGGGAUGGUUCUCGCUGGGAAUGAUGGAAUGA
Capronia epimyces CBS 606.96 is the source of this 510-nucleotide messenger RNA. RefSeq lists its product as uncharacterized. The record is from RefSeq and is a predicted model, not a curated record. Lineage: Eukaryota; Fungi; Ascomycota; Eurotiomycetes; Chaetothyriales; Herpotrichiellaceae. The coding region runs from base 1 to 510 and encodes 169 amino acids. The transcript has 2 exons.